Molecule: messenger RNA, 1712 nt
Organism: Maniola jurtina (meadow brown)
Lineage: Eukaryota; Metazoa; Arthropoda; Insecta; Lepidoptera; Nymphalidae
Product: ileal sodium/bile acid cotransporter-like
Exons: 12
Coding region: 215-1645 (476 amino acids)
Cellular component (GO): membrane
Source: RefSeq, a predicted model, not a curated record
AUCUGGUCACACUGCGUUUAGGCAUUUCAAUUUUUAAUUCAAUGUUUCAACUAUUAAAAUUAAUUUAAAUGUUGAAAUAAAAAGUUAUUCUCAUGUAUUACAAUUGAAUCUAAGAAUAAGUACCUGUAAUUUCAUACAUAAGUUAACUUAAUCAAUUAAGUAGUUGCUGAAAACUAAGUUACGUCGUGGGACAAGUUAAUUGUACGCGAGCAAGAUGUGUCCAAUAUGGCCGCUGCACCUGAUUGUCAUCUACCUGCUGGUGCUAUGUCCGCUGUGGGUGCUGUGCCAGGCGGCGCCCGACCUGCUGGCGAGCUUCUCCGCGGAGACCUUGGAGAUGCACAUGGAUGACACCUACGACGUCUACGUCAACGUGUCAGGGUCUGAUCUUCAAGCAAAGGACCAAUUCGCAGUGAGAACGCAGAUACCGCACGUGGCCACGGCAGAAUUCUUCAACAGGGACAAUCUGACGGACGAACAGUUCGAUAACAGGCUCUUUGAAGGACAACUCAAGGUCAAGUGCCACUUUUUAGGUAGAACAGAUCUAACGGUGGAAGCGCGUCGGAACGGUUCCCUUUUCCCCAUAAGAAAUGGGACCAUUCAGCUCGUAGUGAUACGACCCGUGCGAGUGAUCGACACCGUCUUUACUACCAGUGUUGCUGUUUUUGUGUCCCUGAUCUUCAUAAACUUCGGUUGCGCGAUGCAUUGGCCCACGGUGAAGGCCUGCUUCAAGAAGCCCAUAGGUCCUGCCAUCGGGCUGGCUGGACAGUACUUGUUUAUGCCGCUGAUAUCAUUCGGCCUCGGUUUUCUCAUAUUUCCCGACUCGCCAGCCUUGCGCCUGGGAAUGUUUUUCUCAGGUGUUUCUCCCGCGGGGGGAGCUUCCAACAUCUGGACCUUCAUCCUCGGGGGAAACCUGGAUCUCUCCCUGGCCAUGACUUCCAUAUCCACUUUGGCUGCGUUUGGUCUGAUGCCAGCGUGGCUAUUCACCCUCGGCCAAGUGGUGUUUGCCAACGCGAACAUCGUGGUGCCAUACUUCCGUAUCGGCAUGUUCGUCAUUGGCCUGUUCAUCCCACUCGCGAUCGGUCUGGCGAUGCAGAGGCUCACGCCGAAGAUAUCCGCCUUCAUGGUGCGGAUCCUGAAGGGCUUCUCGACCCUGCUGCUGCUCUUCAUCAUCACCUUCGCCAUCGUCACCAACCUGUACAUCUUCGAGCUGAUGACAUGGCAGAUCCUAGUAGCGGGUAUGGGCGUACCCUGGCUGGGUUACCUAGCUGGCUACUCGGUCGCGCGUAUCUUCCGGCAACCACACCGCGACGCGCUGGCGAUCUCCAUCGAGUCUGGCAUCCAGAACACUGGCAUCGCGAUCUUUCUGCUGCGCUACGCGCUGCCGCAACCUGAGGCUGACAUUACUACAGUGGUUCCAGUGUCGAUAGCAAUUAUGACGCCAGGUCCAAUGAUCUGCAUAUUCAUAUACCAGAGGAUCAAAGCAUGCUGGGGAUGUAAGCCAUCAAAAACCGGAACGCCGCCGACGCCAAGAAAAUCGUGGGAGACGACUGUGACGUCACUCCAGUAUCCGAGACCACUCAGCCCGGCCUCGUCGCUACCAUUGAUAGCAAAUAAACAGGACGAGAAUUGGUCUUCAUCUUCGUAACCAUAUCAUCAUAUUCUGCUCAGAAGAACAAAGUUUUCAUACGUUAUUUUCUAAGGAUAUUUUUUAA